Messenger RNA from Rhizophagus irregularis DAOM 181602=DAOM 197198, 522 nucleotides. Lineage: Eukaryota; Fungi; Glomeromycota; Glomeromycetes; Glomerales; Glomeraceae. The record is from RefSeq and is a predicted model, not a curated record.
AUGGAAAGAUGGAAUCGUCUUACCAGAAGUAAUUUAAAUCUUACACACCCUCAUUUAUUGACGGAAACUACUAAUCCCCGAACUAGUGCCAGAUAUGCUGCCACAUUAAACAACUUCAACACUCCCCCAUCAAUAAUCGAAUACCAUACAAAGAAAAGGCGUGAUCGCCUUAAAAAACAACUACCUCCUAUUCCGCCAGAAAUAUUAGAUAGACGGAAAUAUAAUGUUGAUUCUAUUCCGCAAUAUAACGUCACCUAUACCAUGGCUAGAAACCUUCACCUUUAUAAAUAUCCCUUCCCUAGCUGUGUGGUCAUCGAAGAUGUCACGCAACAAGCUAACGCUAACGCCUCAUACUCUAUCUCCGACAAAGACCGCCAAUUUCUUACUCGUCCUGACGUCUUUUUACAUCGUACUCCUCCAGUGGACAAAGAUAACAAAUCAGAUAUGAGCGAUGAAUCGUUCAAAUCGGCUAUGGACAUGCCGAUGGAGAUUACUCCUCCGCCGACACCGGCGCAUAAUUAA